UGUCCGGUCCCACUCGUGUUCCCUCCCUCCCUCCCUCCCUCUCUACUACUCCUAGUAUACAAACUGCAUCUCUCUAGAACAUUUCUUCAUCUUAAUCUUAAUUAAGUAAAAGCCUUGGCAAAACAAAGAUGAGGAUCACAGUAGAAACUCUGAUCAAAGACAGAAAGUACCCCUUCAUCCUCUCUCUCUUGAUCAUCCUCUUCAUCUUCUCUCUCCUCAUCUUCUUCAAUGCAAACACUUCGCCGCUCACCAGCGUCUCCGAUCUCACUUCUCCAGCUCUGGUUGCGGCGGAGAAUCAAGUGAUGGAUUUGCAGUGGCGGAAAUGCGAUGGUGUGAAUGCGGUGGAUUAUAUUCCUUGUUUGGACAAUUUGAAGGCGAUCAAGGCGUUGAAGUCGAGGAAGAGGAUGGAGCACAGGGAAAGGCAUUGUCCGGAGAGUAAUCCCAGGUGUUUGAUUCCGCUUCCGCCGCAGUAUAGAGUGUCGGUGCCGUGGCCGAAGAGCAGGGAUAUGGUAUGGUUUGAUAAUGUCCCUCACUCUAAGCUUGUUGAAUACAAAAAGGACCAGAAUUGGGUGAAAAAAUCUGGUGAUUAUCUUGUCUUUCCUGGAGGCGGAACUCAGUUUAAGGAUGGAGUUAUGCACUAUGUGGACUUUAUUGAGAAGGCUUUACCAGAAGUUGGAUGGGGCAAGCGGACCAGGGUUAUUAUGGAUGUUGGUUGUGGUGUUGCUAGUUUUGGUGGGUAUUUGCUGGAUAAAGAUGUCAUUACAAUGUCAUUUGCCCCAAAAGAUGAACACGAGGCCCAGAUACAAUUUGCUCUUGAGCGAGGGAUUCCUGCCAUACUCUCUGUCAUUGGAACACAACAGCUUACAUUUCCAGAUAAUGUUUAUGAUUUGAUUCACUGUGCACGAUGCAGAGUUCACUGGCAUGGGGAUGGUGGGAAACCUCUAAGAGAACUCAACCGGGUUCUUAGACCUGGAGGGUACUUUAUAUGGUCUGCUACACCAGUCUAUCGUACUGAUGAAAAACAUCAGAACAUAUGGAACACAAUGGUAAAUCUGACAGAAUCAAUUUGCUGGAAAGUUGUUGCUAAAACAUCUUACUUCACUGGUAUUGGACUUGUUAUUUAUCAGAAGCCUGUUUCCUCUUCCUGCUAUGAAAGCCGUAAAGAAAAUAAGCCUCCUUUGUGUGAUCAGAACCAGGGGAAGAAUAUGUCCUGGUACAUACCUCUAGAUACUUGUCUUCCACCACUUCCAUUGCCAAACCAGGGCAGCUCAUACAAAUGGCCAGAGGCAUGGCCCAAAAGACUCAACAGUAAACCAGUUAGCCUAUCUAAUGAAGCAGAUGCUGAAGAACUGUUUCAUGAAGACACAAAACAUUGGUCGGCUCUAGUGUCAGAUGUUUAUUUACAAGGCUUUACAAUGAACUGGUCGAAAGUGAGGAAUGUAAUGGAUAUGAAUGCUGGCUAUGGAGGAUUUGCUGCAGCACUUGCUAAACUACCUCUGUGGGUAAUGAAUGUGAUGCCAGUUCAUGGACCUGAUACACUUUCUGUUAUCUUUGAUAGAGGACUGAUCGGGAUAUAUCACGAUUGGUGCGAGUCACUCAGUACCUACCCUCGAACAUUUGAUCUGUUGCAUGCCAGUUUCCUCUUCGGGAACUUGACUCAAAGAUGUGACAUAAUAGAGGUAGCAGUGGAGAUGGAUCGCAUACUGAGACCAGGUGGAUUUGUCAUAGUUCAGGAUACAAUGGAAAUGAUUAACAAGCUUAAUCCAGUUUUGCGCUCACUUCACUGGUCCGUAACUGUGCAUCAAGAACAAUUCCUUGUCGGUACUAAAGGCUUCUGGCGUCCAGAAGAAAUAGAGUCCUUGUGAACCGACUUCUCCAUCUUUCAUAUAUUCUUAUAUCAUCUGUAAAAUAUUGGUCACCGAAAAAAUACUGUAAAAUAUUACUUGGGCAUCCGUUUUUAAAAAAAUCUUGUGAGUUUUUGUAAGACGAGAAGGAAGAAGAAAAAGAAAGAAACGUUAAAACUGCAGAACAGAAGAAAUUUGUGGCCUAUUUCAUUAUUUGUUCGUACUUAU
Molecule: messenger RNA, 2072 nt
Organism: Daucus carota subsp. sativus
Lineage: Eukaryota; Viridiplantae; Streptophyta; Magnoliopsida; Apiales; Apiaceae
Product: probable methyltransferase PMT23
Exons: 8
Coding region: 129-1865 (578 amino acids)
Cellular component (GO): cytoplasm; trans-Golgi network; endosome
Molecular function (GO): methyltransferase activity
Source: RefSeq, a predicted model, not a curated record